AUGGACGCCUACUCCGGCUACAACCAAAUCAUGAUGCAUGAAGACGAUAAGGCAAACACCUUCUUCAUCAUCGAAAAAGGUACAUACUGCUACAAAGUCAUGCCAUUUGGGUUGAAGAACGCCGGAGCAAUCUACCAAAGGCUGGUGAACAAAAUGUUCAAGGAGCAAAUUGGCAAGACUAUGGAGGUCUACGUAGACGACAUGCUAGUCAAAGCUCCCGAGCGAGCAUACCACAUCGAGAACCUUGCCGAGGCAUUCAGCCUACUCCGAAAAUACAACAUGAAGUUGAACCCAAACAAGUGCACAUUUGGAGUCUCGUCCGGCCGAUUCCUUGGAUACUUAGUCACUCAAAGAGGAAUUGAGGCACAUCCAAAUCAAAUCAAGGCUAUGGUCAACAUGAAGUCACCUGCCACAACAAAGGAGAUACAAAGUCUAACGGGUAGGGCAACAGCUCUCAACUGUUUCCUUUCAAGAUCUACUGACAAGUGUAUGCCAUUUUUCAAAGCCUUGAAGAAGGGACACAAAAACAAGUGGGAUGACGAGUGUGAAGUAGCUUUUCAAAACUUGAAAACUUACCUCAGUUCACUUCCAUUACUCUCAAAACCGAUACUAGGCGAAGACUUGUACAUCUACCUGGCGGUGUCCGACUUAGCUGUCAGCUCAGCUCUCAUCCGAGAAGAGCUGGGGGCACAACAUCCGUUUACUCCGACAGUCGAAGAAGAGAAGAUGGUCACGAAAAGCAAGGAAAAAGCAGACGACACCUCCCCCACCGAUUCGAACCUACCUAACGACAUGUGGCAGUUGCAUGUAGAUGGAGCAUCAAAUCACAAAGAAGCGGGAGCAAUAGUCGUCAUAAUCACCCCAGACGGAACCUUGUUGGAACAAGCUAUCACACUAGGCUUUUCUGUUUCAAACAACGAGGCAGAAUAUGAGGCAUUUUUUGCAGGACUGCGCCUAGCGAAAGAACUAUCGAUCAAGAGAUUGGCCAUCUACUUAGACUCCUAG
Prunus armeniaca (apricot) is the source of this 1005-nucleotide messenger RNA. The record is from the annotation of a GenBank genome assembly. Lineage: Eukaryota; Viridiplantae; Streptophyta; Magnoliopsida; Rosales; Rosaceae.